Molecule: messenger RNA, 405 nt
Organism: Grammomys surdaster
Lineage: Eukaryota; Metazoa; Chordata; Mammalia; Rodentia; Muridae
Product: calmodulin-alpha-like
Exons: 1
Coding region: 1-405 (134 amino acids)
Cellular component (GO): myosin II complex
Molecular function (GO): calcium ion binding
Source: RefSeq, a predicted model, not a curated record
AUGGCUGAUCAGCUGACUGAAGAACAGACUGCUGAAUUCAAGGAAGCUUACUCCAUAUUCAAUAAAGAUGAUGACACUACCCUCACAACAAAGGAACUGGGAACUGUCAUGCGGUCACUGGAUCAGAACCUAACAGAAACUGAACUGCAGGAUCUGAUCAACGAAGUGGAUGGUGACAGGAAUGGCACCAUUGACUUCCAAGAGUUCUUGACUAUGGUGGCUAGAAAAAUGAAAGACACAGAUAGUGAAGAAGAAAUCCGUGAAGCAUUCCGAGUCUUUGACAAGGAUGGAAAUGGUUACCUGAGUGCAGCAGAACUGAACCAUGUCAUGACAAACUUUGGAGAGAAGCUAACAGAUAAAGAAGUAGAUGAAAUGAUCACAGAAGCAAAUAUUUAUGGGGACUGA